AUGCAGGCCGCCGCUGGGCGGAUUCGGCAUCACCAACAGGCUGCCGGUACUGAUCACGCCGUGAGAAAUGUAAUCCCACCUCUAGGAGACCUCCGCUACCCUUCCCACCUCAACGAGGAUCAACGUCAUAGUACGGAGGACCGGCCCGGCGCAUGUAUCAAUGAAUCUACGAAUCUUGGAAAGAAAGUCCAUCGCUUCAAGCGCGUUCCAGCGUGGUUUGGCUUCUCACUUAAGAAGUAA
This is a messenger RNA of Venustampulla echinocandica, 240 nucleotides long. RefSeq lists its product as uncharacterized. The transcript has a single exon. The coding region runs from base 1 to 240 and encodes 79 amino acids. Lineage: Eukaryota; Fungi; Ascomycota; Leotiomycetes; Helotiales; Pleuroascaceae. The record is from RefSeq and is a predicted model, not a curated record.